ACCGCGGCCGGGCGCGGCGGGGUCACCGGCGGCCUCGUCCGGACAGCAGGCGCCGGGGUUAACUGCGACCGCGGCGGCGAGCGGGAGGAGGAGCCGGGCGGGGGUGGCCGCCGCGCCUCCCCUCCCCCCCGCACACGCCGGGGCUUCUCAGUGGCCGCCGGAGGAGGAAGUUCCGCUCCCCGCCAGACCCGUGCGCUAGCAACAGCGGCGGCGGCGGCGGCGGCUGCGAGGGCGCAGGCAUUUGGGGCGCGAAUGCCCUUCGCGCCGGCCGUCGAGGGGGCAGCGGCGGAGCUCUCCCCGGAGCCAGGAGCUGCGGGCGGCGUCGGGAGGCGCGGGCGUGCGAGACCCCCUUCCCGCGACUUCGCCGGGCGCCGCCGCUUCGCUUUCUCGGCGAGGCGGGAGACCGCCCUCCUUCCCUGUUGGCCGACUUCCGAGGAGCCCCUUAUUUUUCCACCACCGAGGUGAAGAGGUCCUGGAAGUGGAGCACCAGAGGUGGUUAAGUGAGCCUCCUGCAACUCGUCGGAUCUGGGCAGGCUCCCUUUUGGGGGCGGGAGACCACAUUGGAGCAUCUCGUUGGGGUGCAGGAAUGGAAGACCCCACCUUGCAUCGUUUCUGCAGUGUUGCUUGCCUCAUCCACUCUUAGGAAUGAAGAGGAGACUUGUGAUAACCCGAUGAGGUACUGAAAACCAAAUGGCAGAGAAAAUAUCACAGAACACAAACUAGUGAUCGUGUGGGGGCCACACGUUUCUGAAUGUAAUUGGACGAGCGUGAAAGAGGUGCCCUAUUAAAAAGCACAACAGUCCUUUAAGAGGAGCAAAAUUGAGUUUUUUUUGGCCAAGAUUUUGGAGACUGUUCAAUGUAUUGUACAUUUGAUAUAAGAUGAGAACUUUAUAAUAUAUUCUGUCCAAGAGCGUAAACGAUGACUACCCCGGCCCUGCUGCCCUUAUCUGGACGAAGGAUACCACCUCUGAACCUGGGGCCGCCUUCUUUCCCACAUCACAGGGCUACCUUGAGACUUUCCGAGAAGUUUAUCCUCCUCCUUAUUCUAAGUGCCUUCAUCACCCUGUGUUUUGGGGCAUUUUUCUUCCUUCCAGACUCUUCAAAACACAAACGCUUUGAUCUGGGUUUAGAAGAUGUGUUAAUUCCUCAUGUAGAUGCCAGCAAAGGGGCUAAAAACCCUGGAGUCUUCCUGAUCCAUGGACCUGAUGAACAUAGACACAGGGAAGAAGAGGAACGUUUGAGAAAUAAAAUUCGAGCAGAUCACGAGAAGGCCUUGGAAGAAGCAAAAGAAAAAUUAAAAAAGUCGAGAGAGGAAAUUCGAGCAGAAAUUCAGACGGAGAAAAAUAAGGUAGUCCAAGAGAUGAAGGCAAAAGAGAAGAAGCCACUGCCACCAGUCCCUAUACCAAAUCUAAUAGGAAUAAAUGGUGGAGACCCAGAAGAUAAUGACAUAAGAAAGAAAAGGGAAAAAAUUAAAGAGAUGAUGAAACAUGCCUGGGAUAAUUAUAGGAUAUAUGGAUGGGGGCAUAAUGAACUCAGACCUAUUGCACGGAAAGGACACUCCACUAAUAUAUUUGGAAGUUCGCAAAUGGGUGCUACCAUAGUAGAUGCUUUGGAUACCCUUUAUAUCAUGGGACUUCAUGAUGAGUUCCGAGAUGGGCAAAAAUGGAUUGAAGACAACCUUGAUUUCAGUGUGAAUUCAGAGGUGUCUGUGUUUGAAGUCAACAUUCGAUUUAUUGGAGGCCUGCUUGCCGCUUAUUACCUUUCAGGAGAAGAGAUAUUCAAGAUUAAAGCAGUUCAACUGGCUGAGAAACUCCUUCCUGCCUUCAACACGCCUACUGGGAUUCCCUGGGCAAUGGUGAAUCUGAAAAGUGGAGUAGGGCGAAACUGGGGCUGGGCAUCUGCGGGGAGCAGCAUUCUUGCUGAAUUUGGUACACUGCACAUGGAGUUUGUCCACCUCAGCUACUUGACGGGGGACCCAGUUUACUACAAAAAGGUAAUGCACAUUCGGAAACUACUUCAGAAGAUGGAUCGUCCAAAUGGUCUUUAUCCAAAUUAUUUGAACCCAAGAACAGGUCGCUGGGGUCAGUAUCACACAUCAGUUGGUGGGCUGGGAGACAGUUUUUAUGAAUACCUACUAAAAGCAUGGUUGAUGUCAGAUAAAACAGACCACGAGGCAAGAAAAAUGUAUGAUGAUGCUAUUGAGGCUAUAGAGAAACAUCUUAUUAAGAAGUCCCGAGGAGGUCUCACCUUUAUUGGAGAAUGGAAAAAUGGGCACUUGGAAAAGAAGAUGGGGCAUUUGGCCUGUUUUGCUGGGGGAAUGUUUGCACUGGGAGCAGAUGGUUCCAGAACGGAUAAAGCUGGUCAUUAUUUAGAGCUAGGGGCAGAAAUUGCACGUACAUGUCAUGAGUCAUAUGACAGAACUGCAUUAAAGCUGGGUCCUGAAUCAUUCAAGUUUGACGGUGCAGUAGAGGCUGUGGCAGUCCGGCAGGCUGAAAAGUAUUACAUCCUCCGUCCAGAAGUAAUUGAAACCUAUUGGUACCUAUGGCGAUUCACUCACGAUCCAAGAUAUAGGCAGUGGGGCUGGGAAGCAGCACUGGCUAUUGAAAAGUAUUGCCGAGUCAGUGGUGGUUUUUCUGGGGUGAAGGAUGUGUAUUCUUCUACUCCCACACAUGAUGAUGUACAGCAGAGUUUCUUUCUUGCUGAGACACUAAAAUACUUGUAUCUGCUGUUCUCCAGUGAUGACCUUUUACCUUUAGACCACUGGGUAUUCAAUACAGAGGCUCAUCCUCUGCCUGUAUUACAUUUAGCCAACACCACACUUUCAGGAAAUCCUGCUGUUCGAUGAAAGCAGCUCCAGAAAGACCAUUCUCACCUGUAUUUUGUUUACAUGGACCACUACAGAAAUUAGUCUGGAGAGGGGGCUUUGGGAAACCUGGACCUCGUAAGUCACCAUGGCAGGGUGAAACAUGACUGUGCCCCACAGGACUUUUCAACUUGUAGAUAUCUCAACUUUGAAAUGAUUCCAUUUUAUACCUGACCAAAACAUAUUCUGGUAUGUAUAAGACAAAGACCUGGUGUGCUUGGAUUCGUAAAGAGAUGGUCACAAGGGAAAUUUUGCCUGUUACUACUAUAUUGUUUUUAGAGUUCCGGAGUCUGGAGUCUGGACUGCCUAAGAAUAAGCCAAGAAUGUGGAGCACCUUGUGGGAGUGAGAAAUGGCCUUGGGAACCAAUUCUAUAUGUGUUCCAAAGCGGAGCAGCUUUCAAAUCAAAUAUUUACUUACCGGUUCUCCCCCUUUUCUCCAUUUUUAAUAAUGGAAGGAACUAGAACAGACUGAGAACGGUGGAACUACAUCAAGAGCAAUGAAGACUGGAAAAAGAAACCCGAGUACCUGUCCCUGUUUCAAUUUUCAAGUUCCCCAUUGGACGACCAGACUGGCAACCAUUUCAGAUCCCAGUGUAUCCCAUUGAAAUUUCUUGGUUAAAUUUAAUUUUCUCUGGGAGCACGAUCUCACAAAGAAUACUCUUCAAGUCUUUGUCUCCAUAUGGAAUCAUUGAAACUGGUAUUUAUCAUAACCACUACUUAUGAGCCUGGGUUUGGGAUUUUGUGCAUGUUGAUCAGUCUAGUGUUGGUAGCAUGACCAAAAGUGGGAGAAUCGCUACAGUUUGUCGCCUUGAAACCUGUUCUAAGAGGUUUUGUUGGGAGGAGACUUUUUUUUUUUUUUUCCAAACCAGCAAAUCUACCAAGUGAACUUGAUCCACUUUAACCUUGUUAUAAAUUUAGUAAAAUCCCUCAACUUAACAACUUUACGUGGCUUGGCAAAAUUCACCAUGCUAUUACGCAGCUCUGAAUUUACCCAAAUUUCUUUUACAACCUAUUAAAUCAAAAAACAAAAUACAAUGAAACUUGCUUAAAUGCUCUAUCUGGAAUGGGAACAGGGCAUCCUUUAUUUAUUAUCUCAUCAGAUGAGUGAGCUUUUCACAAAUACUUUAUGUAAAAAAUAAAAUUCAGCUUUUAUUUUUUGUAAGGGUAUUUAUAGAAAUCCAAAGAAGAGCUUCAAAGUAAUUUUUAACAGAAAAAAAUGUGGUAUAAUUAAUCAUAUUAACUAAAUUCGGGAUAUAUCUAAGGGAGUUUCUCUUACCAUCAAUAGAUUUUGCAGUGAUACUUAUUUUUAAAGAAAUUACUAUUUCUUUAUAUUUGGGGGGGGGAAGAACUUAAAUUUUUUCAAGAACUGUAUUGUAAGAUAAGUAUGCUUAUAAAUUUUCUGUCCCUUGAGUUUAUGUCACAGUGCAAGACACGUUUUCUUCUUUACAUUUAAUACAAACAGCUUCCACUGACAAUAAAAGUUGGGAGCAGUGUAACUAGUCUAAUAUUUACUCUGAAUUUGGAGAUUUCAUGAAACAGUGUUUAGGGAAGAAGCCCACCUUGGAAUUCUGAAGGCAUAUUUUCUUAUUUUGAUAGCUUUUCUGUGUAACCUUUUAGCAUGUAGUAGAUUUAAAUUGGAGAAAAGAUUUAAUAAAUUAGUAUAAUUAUUUUCUAGGGGUGAUCAUCUUAUGCCACCAAGAGUCAAACAAUCCUCACAAUUUAGGAGAUGACCCGUAAGUGGUAAAUGCCCCUUUUUCUCAGUAUAUCUAUAAAAUAAGGAUGUGGAGUCGGUGCAUUAUUUACGUUUUUAAGAGAGUUAAAUUUUAGCACACAUUUUUAAAUUAUAUCUUUUACUAUUUGAAAGAUUGAAAUUUUUAAAUGAGAAGGGUAGAUGACUAACUUGAGAAAGGGAGAGUAUUUUUUUCUCAAAAUGUGUUGGCCUUCCUCUGAAAAAUAGCACAAGUCCACUUACGAGUCCCUAAAAAGUGUGAACAACUUGAGGUAGCAAACAGCCACUGGGCGCCUGGCAGGGAACACACCCACACUUUGUUCAGAAGUGUGCAGAGUAAAGGGGCCUCCUUGGGCUCCCGGGAGCCUCUCAAGGAAGGAGAAGACCGAGCCGCCUCCCUGCCAGUGCUGGGUUUCUAGGUCUGGGCUGACUGGGGCUUAAGGGGGAUGGAGAGGUGCCAGAGCAUGGCCAGUCCUCGCCCAAAUGAAAAAUCUGAGAGGAGCAGGGGAUGGGUGUUCACCACCGCCAGCUCCCUUCCCUGUGAUGAGAGAAGACUAGCUCUUCUCACAAUGUUUCCAUUGUUUCUUUCUCUGAAUACCAAAGGCAAUUAAAGUCAGCUACAAAUGA
Mustela lutreola (European mink) is the source of this 5219-nucleotide messenger RNA. RefSeq names its product mannosidase alpha class 1A member 2 (gene MAN1A2). Gene Ontology annotation, molecular function: mannosyl-oligosaccharide 1,2-alpha-mannosidase activity; calcium ion binding. Gene Ontology annotation, biological process: carbohydrate metabolic process; N-glycan processing. Gene Ontology annotation, cellular component: extracellular exosome; Golgi membrane; endoplasmic reticulum. The record is from RefSeq and is a predicted model, not a curated record. The transcript is spliced from 13 exons. The coding region runs from base 920 to 2845 and encodes 641 amino acids. Lineage: Eukaryota; Metazoa; Chordata; Mammalia; Carnivora; Mustelidae.